Messenger RNA from Dicrocoelium dendriticum, 2132 nucleotides. Lineage: Eukaryota; Metazoa; Platyhelminthes; Trematoda; Plagiorchiida; Dicrocoeliidae. The record is from the annotation of a GenBank genome assembly.
GCUCAAUUAAUAUUUUCGUGGUUGCGCCUCUGCUAUGAAGCGUACAAUUUCGUCCUUCAUAAAGUUUCGGGCGACCAGAUUUUCCUCUUGGUCAGGGAGAGAGUCCCUGAGGAGUUCCGAUCCCGAACUUUGGAAUUUGAUCUCCGAAGAGAAGAAGCGUCAGCGGUGCUCUCUAGAUUUAAUAGCAUCAGAAAACUUCACAUCUAGAAGCGUUCUGGAAUGUCUUGGGUCAUGUCUAUCGAAUAAAUAUGCCGAAGGAUACCCAGGAGAAAGGUACUACGGCGGGAACGGGAUCAUCGAUAAGGUGGAACUGUUAGCUCAGGAUCGAUUGCUUCAGUUGUUUGGCCUGAAACAACCAGGGAGGAGUUUGGAGCAAUGCGAUUGGGGAGUCAACGUGCAGCCGUACAGCGGCUCUCCGGCGAAUCUCGCCGUCUACACUGCUCUCCUUAAUCCACACGAUCGUUUAAUGGGCCUGCACUUACCAGACGGGGGCCACCUCACCCAUGGCUUCGCAGUCGCAUCCAAGAAGAUUAGCGCCACUUCCAUAUUUUUUGAGUCUUUGCCGUAUCGCUUACAUAUCUGUGACUCCGUUGGAGCUAUUCUACUCGCCGAUAUGUCGCACAUUUCUGGUCUAGUUGCUGGUCGGGUAGUUCCCUCUCCGUUUGAGCUUGCCGAUGUCGUCAGCUCGACUACUCAUAAAACACUGCGUGGACCUCGCUCUGGGGUGAUCUUCUUUCGGAGAACACCUCACGCAUCAGGGACCACGCAGUCUCCGAGCACCAUUCGUCCUCAUGUUGCUGUUGAUCAGUUAGAGUCUCGAAUCAACAAUGCAGUGUUUCCGUCACUUCAAGGAGGACCACAUGAAAAUGCGAUCGCGGGGAUUGCCGCGAUGGCCCUUGAGGCGAGUAAACCGGCUUUUCGUAACUAUGCGCUUCAAGUUCUGAAGAAUGCUCGUGUAUUUGGGGAAGCACUAUGUUCUCAUGGACUUCGGCUGGUCUCCGGUGGUACGGAUGUUCACUUUGUGCUUGUCGAUCUGGCCCGGUCUUCCGGAAAGUCUGGUCUGGGUCGCGGUGACGGCGCACGAGUCCAGUUGGUUGCGGAUUUGGUUGGAAUCACGCUUAACAAAAACACUGUUCCUGGUGACAAAAGCGCUCAACAACCGUCCGGCCUCCGAUUAGGAUCGCCUGCUCUGACUUCAAGAGGCCUCACCGAAGCCGAUUUCGUGCAAGUGGCCAAGUUCAUCGACGAGUUACUUGAUAUUAUGCUGAUGGCGAAGGCUCGUUCACAAAAUUUGAAGGCCUUUCGAUCAGUUCUGCUGGAAGAUCAAGGCGUUGUCGCGCGCAUUGAGAAUCUCCGUGCUCACGUCUCAGAUUUCGCCUCCAGUUUCCCCAUGCCCGGUUGGGAUGACCACUAACUUGCAUAUUUCCCUUGCUUUUGUAUGAAUGGCGCUGAUUGACCCCCCUGUGGUCGUUUCCCCUCGAUUUGUGAUAUCUUUCAUUACUAGACCUUGAUCCCAUUUAUUUUACUCUCAGUCGCUGAUUCACCUGAGCUGUACAAAAUCAGACAGUCCGUGCCAUCCAUACUUCCGAGUUUCUCAGAAACAACAUUAGUGGGGGAUGCGGAUUUUGAACUGUUCUCAAUGCUGAGUGAUUAUUGUGGGGAUAUCUGCUCUAUUGGUUUAAGUCACUGUCUCGAGUCGAACUUCGGCUACUUUGACCCAAAGAAUAUAAACAAGAAUGGAACAGGUGUGGUGUGGACUUGUGAGCGAUCAACAGUACCCGUACUGGUACAGUUUUUUCCGAUUCGAAUUGUGUUCCACACUGAGAUUGCAUAUCGCGACCCAUGCAUUCAUCGGAUACUCCAGUUUACACAGUAGUGAAAAUCCUCCGAAAACUAGUCGCCAGCAAUGCGUCAGCACGUGGAAACGGUGACCAUUGGGUUACAAGGGAGACGCCUCAUCCCUUCAGACAGUGACAGUCGUUGUUUGGUCGCAGUACACUCCUCAGUGCGCUACACCAUGCGGUGGGGGCCAUCACACACGUUAUCAUCUUAUGCACAUGCUGUUCUUCCCACCGCUGUUCCGUUGUUGUUGUUGUUGUUGUUGUUGUUGUUGUUGUUGUUGUUGUUGUUGU